This is a messenger RNA of Temnothorax curvispinosus, 1085 nucleotides long. RefSeq names its product translationally-controlled tumor protein homolog (gene Tctp). The record is from RefSeq and is a predicted model, not a curated record. The transcript has 5 exons. Lineage: Eukaryota; Metazoa; Arthropoda; Insecta; Hymenoptera; Formicidae. Gene Ontology annotation, cellular component: cytoplasm. Gene Ontology annotation, molecular function: calcium ion binding. Bases 85 to 603 code for a protein of 172 amino acids.
UCUCCUUCUUUUCCGGUGCGCUCUUUUGGGUGACCGUGUCUUGUUUAGUUUUAGCUGCUGUUGAAUCUUUCUCCAUCUUCCACAAUGAAGAUUUAUAAGGAUAUUUUCACCGGAGAUGAGAUGUUCUCCGAUACCUACAAAAUCAAGCUGAUAGACGACGUGCUGUAUGAAGUAUAUGGCAAGUUAAUUACCCGUAGGUCGGGUGACGUUGAAAUCGCUGGUUUUAAUCCGUCUGCCGAGGAGGCUGACGAAGGUACCGACGUAGCGGUGGAGUCUGGCGUGGACGUUGUGUUGAACCAUCGCCUUCAGGAAACAUUUGCCUUUGGAGAUAAAAAGUCUUACACGUUAUACCUCAAAGACUACAUGAAGAAAUUAGUGGCGAAGCUAGAGGAAAAGUCACCUGAUCAAGUAGAGGUUUUUAAAACAAAUAUGAAUAAAGUUAUGAAGGAUAUCCUAAGCCGCUUUAAGGAAUUGCAAUUUUUCACCGGUACUUCAAUGGACAUCGAUGGAAUUGUGGGCCUCAUGGAGUACCGUGAGAUCGAUGGCGAUUCUGUGCCUGUACUCAUGUUUUUCAAGCACGGUCUUGAAGAAGAAAAGUUCUAAGUAACCCUUAGAUACUCAAUAAAUUGGACAAAUUUUAUAAACCGAAAAUCAAGACUGCACACAUGCUGGAAAGCUGUGAAAUUUAGUUUAAAAAAUGUGAAACCAACAGUUCGACUUCCAAUCUUAAUUUGCAAUGCAACUAACUUACAAUACAUUCAAUAAAAUCUCCGUUAGUGACUAUUUCUUGAUAACUAAUUGUACAUAUUCUGUAACAUGAGGGAAAGUGGCAACAGGAUUCUUCAUAACAAUGUGCAAGCAAUUAGUUGUGAAAGAUAUAUGUAAUAAUGUUUUCGUGUCCAAUUUCGUAUUAGGUAAUUUUAUUUAUAUAUAUUGAAAAAUGGAAGAUGGGGAAAGAACUUGCAGUGAUGGACUUACAUCGAUGAUGUAACGAUUAUGUUAAUAUCCAUAUUAAGUGGCAAUUUCUGAACCAUAUUCGACUUUAAUAUGUCCAUCGUAAAUAAAAAAAAAAUUUUUUUCGAUAA